AUGGAGAUCUUUCAAGAUGGAGAGCUUGAGGCGGAGAUGAACAAGCGCGAGUUAAAUACCAACAGUCUUGGAAGCUGGUGGAAGCUUUUUAAUGAAACGUACGAAGAGAUGGUGCAAUCCAUUGCGAAUCCUGUUCGUGCCGAGUAUUCUGUCCGUGAAUUGGGAGAUCGACAAUUUACACUAGACACUGACGGUAGUGAGUGCCACGAGUUUGUGCGGGAAGACUUUUAUCUGCCAAAUAUCCGAGGAGAACAAUUGGCCUGUAGUUUUUGGCGUCGUAGAGAGGUUAGAAAUGCAGAUCCGAUUGUAGAUUUGGCGAGUUCAUUCUCGUCGACGCCGAAGGAAAAGAUGUCGGUUGGGUGCUCGAUGGGUGACAAUGCCAGCACGAACAGCAGCUGCAAUCCCAGUUGGAGAAGUCAGCACACCAAUGGGUCUCUUGAUGUAGACCCGUGCAUCAUAUAUGUGCAUGGCAUGUCCAGCUCACGAAAAGAGUGUGUUUACUUUCACCGCAAAGUAUUGGCAAGAGGGUUCUCGUUAUUUGCAAUGGACUUGUCAGGAUCGGGGCUUUCCGGUGGGGAUAGUGUCUCAUUUGGGUAUUUUGAAUGCGAUGAUGUACGUACGGUCGUGGACUAUCUGUAUGCUACUGGACGCGCAUCUGCUGUGGGUAUCUGGGGCCGCGAUAUUGGAUCUGCAGCGGCAUUGCUGCAUGUAAAAGAGCGCAUGCCAUAUUAUUAUACAACCUUGAUAGUCUCAAAAAGCGAUGCUGUGAAGCUUGAUAUUGUCGAGAACGAAGCCGAUCAUCACAUAUUGUGUGUUCCUCCAUCGAAGGGAUUAAAUUUCCGGCUCAAUAAGUACAGUGCUGCACAUGGCGACUUUGUGUUGCUUGCUAUUGACACCAUUCCUGUACAGGGACUCAGUGCAGCAACGUGCUACCGUCUUAUUCAGCAGAGUUGCAACACAAAUGGCGGUAAAGCACGUUUACAGGGAUUUAAGCGCUCUUCUCGCAAAUCUGGAAACGAUAAUUUUAUAUUUGCGCUAACAGCAGAUUGUGGCUAUGGAGAUAUGGAGCAAGUCAUUUGGGACAUGCUGCAGAUGAUCACCAAAAGCGCUGAGCGACGCAGUCUAUUCCUUCCAUCUGCGAUGGUCACAGCAGUGCAGAAGAUUCUGUCAAACUCAAUUGGUAAGGCAGGAGGGUUCGAUUUCCGUAGCGUGCGCUUGCUCGAUGCAGUGCCACACUUCACGCUUCCUUGCCUCUUCAUAAGCGCUUCGAAGAAGGAUUUCUUCAUGCCGGAACACACUAAAACACUGUGCAACAGGUAUGGUGGGUCCAAGAGCUACACUCAAUUUACAGGUCAGAUUGAUGACAACCGGCCAGUCGAAGUCCUGGAUACAGUCAUUUCUUACUUUAGCAAGCGAUUUAAACUGCUAAAGAAGUGA
Peronospora farinosa is the source of this 1437-nucleotide messenger RNA. Lineage: Eukaryota; Oomycota; Peronosporomycetes; Peronosporales; Peronosporaceae. The record is from the annotation of a GenBank genome assembly.